AUGCGCCUUAGAUUGCCCAAUGCUGGUCAAACGGAAGUAUUUUGCAGCGCUUUGCAGCACGAUCGCUUCCAGUUUGAAAGAGUGCUAGAAUUCUGAUCUUCAACAAGAAUUUUUUCGUUGAAUACUGCAUUUCAACUACCCCAUGUAGCAAGCAUAGGUAUGUUUACAGAUUUCUUUUAGAUUUAGGGGCAUUUAAAUGUUAAUGUUGAAGGGAAGUGUCUCGUUUUGAUUGUUCAUUUUCCCGUAUGAGUUUCGGCGUGUAUCACUUUACUUCUUAAAGUUGAAGAAAUUUUUGUUAUCUUGUGAACCUAAUGAAGGUGCUUAGAUGGCAAACUUUCGAUAUCGUGAACGUCUGUUAGUGUAGAGUUGAAAGCGUAAUAUUAAUCGUUAUAUUCUUUUCUAAUGAUCACAUUUCAUGAGGUUUCGUAUUGACUAUUCACAACAGAGGACAUUUGCAUUCCUUGACCUUACACAGUGAACAAGAAAUUCUUGUUUGUGAAUGAGCUCUGCACCUAAAAUGGCAGUGAACAGUCUUGCUGCCGAGGCUUAUCAUGCUCUCUAGAAUUCAGGGCUAUCCAUAAUCAAGAGAAAGAUGAAUAUAUUUUUGCUUAAGUGAUAAAUAUCGCCAAAGCUGAGGUCAAUAAUUAAAAAUCAAAUUGAAAGCUAAUGUUUUGUUCAAGGCUCGCGCUUCAAGUAGCGAGCUCUCUCCCGGAAGCUAGAUAAGUUUAUCGUUUUUUGAAUGGAUUGAGUCGCCUAUUUUGCCAUUAAAUCUUUUCUUUUGCAUUUCCCGAUAUUUUUGUGGUACAUUUGUGCCAAUUUAUUUGCUUGUUUUCUCCUCGACCGGCAAAAUUUUACCGGGACCUUAUAACUUCCAUGUCAAAUAUGUGAACGAUCUCUAAGGCGAUCAGAGCUUAACCCAAGUAAUUAAAGUACCGUUUAUUUUUAAGAUGAAAUUUGAUUAAUCACACAAGCGCUGAUUUGUGCUGAUUGUUGUUCUGAGCUCCACAUAUAUUUGAAAAUACAGUCGAACCUCUCUGAUUAAUACGGACACUGAAGAGACAGAGUGAAGUGUCCGUAUUAGAGAGGUGUCCGUAUUAGAGAGGUCACUAUGAUUACGUCACUUUUAAGACCCCACUGACAGGUUAGAGUGUUCAGUAAGUAAAAUUAAGCCCAAAACUCUUUGUCUUGUUAAUUUCUGAAUCUAAAUUGAUUAAUGUUAUUGUAUGCUGUACAUGUAUACAAAUUUUGGAAGAAAACGAAGUACUUCGUCUAAGACAUGUUCUGGUAUUGGUAUCGCUGACUGAUGAAGUGUCAAUGUGUGUGUAACUGCACUCCCAAGGGCUGAGAUUUUGUGUCUGUUGUCCGUAUUAGAGAGGGUCUGUAUUAUAAACGUCUUUUUUUUAGAGGAAAUGUAUGAGAACUUUGUCGGUACAUAGGAGACUGUCCGUAAUAGAGAGGUGUCCAUAUAAGAAAGGUGUCCGUCCGUACCGAGAGGUUCGACUGUAGUUUACUAUGGUUUAAUAAAGUGCUUGGUUGCAGUGCUACCUACAGAUCUACAAUCCUCGUAAAAAAUCUUGAAACACUUGUGUGCGUUUCCCCUUUCCCAACGUUGAUUUGGGUAUUACAGUGGUCUCAGUGCUUCAAUAUAUGCAUGGCUGAACAUUGGGGAGGGAGAGGGCACAUUACAGUUGGAACAAAAGUGUGUGGAGUGCUUCUCUUGAAUUUUCUAGAAAAUUCAAGAGAAGCGGUGUCUUUUUCAAUGAUUUGUGACGAGUAUUGUAGAUAAGCCUGCCAUGGCACAGGUAGCCCAAGUAUGCAUAAGAGUUGGUAUGUACAGUGUAAGGAAAGUGAAAAGGGGGACUGUUCAUGUUACUUGUGGAAGAAAUUAACCCUUUAAGCCCCAAUAUCCACAUACAAAUUCUCCAAACUGAUCUCUAUAUAUUUCCUUAAAGAAUGAGUUGAGAGAAUUUGAUAAAAGAUCAAAGUAUUUUCUCUUAGGUGAUCAGUUAAUUAAUUAUUCUCAUAACCUCAUCUCAUAACAAUGUAUGGAUGUCGUUAGGAGAAAAUUGCUGUUGGUCACUAUUGGGACGUAAAGGGUUAAGUGAAAGUUCGUGUUGUGUCCAAGUUCAGCUUCUUUCUCAGCACACUUAAAUCUGACAGCUGACAAAGAAAAAUAACCUGGUUAAACUGUUUACAGUACUAGGUUAUGUUAAAGAUUAUUUUGGACCAGGUUAUUAACAAAAUAACUCAAAAUGAGUUUAUUGAACAGUGCGAAACAACUGCGUGGCUGAUAACUGGACAAUAAACAGGAAAACAACUAGAACUAGUAAAACUAAGAAAUAUGGAAAUUGAAAAUACAAAAUCGUGUAAAAAAAUGGGGUGGGAGAGGUGGGUAAGAGCUUACCCCCCGUCUCUCCGGAUCUUACAAAAGAUGAGACUCCAGACCACGCAGUUGACCAUAAGGGACAUUCGAUAUCUCUUUAAUUUUACUGGUUAAUUUAAUUAUCAAUAAUAAAUGAUUUCUCUUAUACACACCAACAUAUUUUAUCUGUCUUUCAGUGGAUUUUGCAGUGCUUAUUUGACCAGUUAUAAAAAUGUCAGUUCCACUGAAUGAGGUACAGCAGAAGAGGAGCUCAUUACGGCGAACUCCUCCACCCAAGGCACCACCCAAAAAGGGCUCUCCACCAAGGGAUAGACCAUUGAAAACACAGGAUAGCAACCCAGAAAUAGCACAGUUGAUUCCUGGAUUCAAACUUAAGAGGACGGGUUUUCGUGAUAGCUUGAUUGCUGAAGAUGUUGAUAACAAACAUCUUACAUCUGCUGGCAGUGAUGAACCAGAAAAUGAAUUUUUGAAGAAAAUUAAACAGAGGAGAGUUAUUGUUGAACAGGGAACUCAAAAUGAGGCAGAGGAAACUGCCAAGCCUAAACCAAAGCCCAAACCCAAACCCAAACCCCAUCCUGAUGGCAGAGAGAGCGAAAGGAAACUUUCAAGCUCAUCUGAUGACAGUUCAAAGGAGAAUAAAGGGAACUCGACUGAUGUUAAUAGGAAUCUUGUGAUCUGUAAAGAUUCACAAGGAGAUCCUAUACUCCGCAUUUUGCCAACACUUGAAAGCUUGGGAAAGCCUCCUUCAAAGCCAGUUAAAGUGGAGGGUUUAGAGGACGUUUUGACAAAGUAUAGUCGAGCAGACAUUGUGAUUGCUCAUCGACGAAAUACUUUGUCUUUGCCUAGGAAUAUGGAAGGCAGCAUAGGUAUUGUGGUUGAUUAUCUUUUAUCCCUAUAAGUCCCAAUAGUGACCAACAGCAAUUUUCUCCUAACAAUCUCCAUACAUUGUCAAGAGACAAGGUUGUGAGAAUAUAAAAAAUGAUCACGAAUGAGAAAACACCUUGAUGUUUUAUUAAAUUCUCUGAACUAAUUCUUAAAGGAAAUGUAUGGAGAUCAGUUUGGAGAAUUUGUAUGUGGAUACUGAGGCUUAAAGGGUUAUAUGAAACCUAAAGCAAAAAGGGUGUUGGAGGGGGUGGAUUUUUGGGAGGGUGGUUGUCCAUGCAGUUUGUCCAUCCUUAGUAUUAUUGCUGUGAUAGUGUGUGCUAUGAUGCUAGAGCCCUUAAAUUUCUAAAAAAUAAGGAAUCAAGGGAAAAGUAAAGGGGACAAGUUAUCGUUUGUUUGUCGCGUAGCAUAUAUGUUUAUGCCCAGUGGUCAAGCAUGACACCUAGAGUUGGUCCCUGCCUUUUUUUUACUCUUUUUGGUUGACUUUCUAUAAGAUGGAUAUCUCUCUAAUAUGGACACGUAGUACCAGUCCCAAAGUUGUCUGUCUUAGAGAGAGUCGACUGUGCAUGUAAUAUUGAUUCUCAUUAAUAAGCCAUAGGUGAUGUUAUUACUGAAGCUGAUGAGUUCCAGCAAGAAGAUUAUGAUGAUGUUGACGAGAAGACAAAAGCUCAGAUUCUGGACAAAGCUAAGGCUGAACAAACAGCUGAAGAAGACAGUGGUACAGUAAAUUCAUAGAAAACUUCUGUAUCUUCUAAUAUUUAUUGUAAUUUAAGGAUAGGCUAAGAGUGCAUGGGGGGAUUUAAUUGUAAGUGAGUUCUGAUACAUGCAUAAACUUCUCUCUUUAUAAAACUGCCUUUUGCUUGUGCAACAAAAUUAAUGCAUAAUUCAAAACAAUCUCAAAGUCACUAAAACUAUAACAGGGGCAUUUUUCACUUCCAUUUUGAACUCAAAUACGGUGUAAAUUAACCGAAGGAGGAGAUUUUAAAUGCUGAUAAUCUGUUAGAAGGUGCAACAUCAGGCCCUAAAAUUAGGCAAAGUUAGACAGUUUAAAUGCUAGCAAACGACAUAAAGAUGAUCAAUUGAAACUGCAACCUUGAGGAUCACAAGUGACAAAUUAUAAAAUAAUAGAAUACUGUUGACGGGGACCUGGCUAGGAGUAACAAAAUGUUUGAAAUUCAGACUUGGGACACAUGUACCCUCGGCCAUAAAAGAGCCUCAAUACUGAAUUUAAAAUAUUUUAUUUUCUCAAACUUCAGGGAUCCUUGAAGAAAACUAUGAUGAUGUUGAUGAAAUCAAAGAAAAAGUUAAUGAAAUAAAUAGAAGCAUGGAUGAAGCACAGAAUGCUGAGCCCAUCUGUGAAGAGAGUUAUGAUGACCUUGAUACAGUGGCAGAGGAAGCUCAGAACCAUCUAAGAAAUGGUAUGUGAUCACAGGGGCAGGACAAAUAAGUACAGAAAGAGGGAGCAUUAAGGGCUUUGGAGUUGCUUUCCUGCCCUCUCCCACACUCUGGAACAAAUUUAUUUAAAUGAAAGUGUUUGUGGAGUUAUUUAGAAAUACAGUUAAACCUCUCGGCCUCAACGGCCACCUUGGGGGGAGUAGAAAGUGGCUGUUGUAGAGAGGUUUAAAGAAGAGUCAAUGUAUGGACUGUCUGCCAGGACAAAGGAGUUCGGCCAUUGUAGAGAGGUGGCCGUUGUGGAAUUAAAGAUGGCUAUUAGUGUAGUUUGGGCUUUAUCCCAGUUAAAUCCCUGUCUUGCAGGUGACCAAAUUUCCAGAUCCCAUAUCUCAUUCGUAAAGUCAAAUACUGUAAUCCAGAAUCUUUCCUGCUUCUUCUACUCUACAGUCUGAAGUCCUCAAAUAUUACAUUUCGUGUAAGUCUGUGAAAAUCUAGGAUUCCAGAAAAAAAACUACUGUGGACCCUUGGCACUUAUCUACCUGUUUAAACUGGAUUUUAAAAUGUUGCUUUUAAUAUUAUUGUAGAUUUUAGUGCUGUAGGCAGUGGAGAGACAUUUGGUGAAGAAAUGUACGAAGCAUUACCUGGAGAGGAACAGGGAGGAUCAGAAAAUGGCUUUGAUUCACCUGUUGAAAAUAAGUUUUCACCCUCAGCGACUCCAAGGUGUUAUUAUAGUAAUAUUUUCUUAACCUACUGAGUUGCACCCAUUCACUUCACUAUCAACUGAAAAUAAAGAAACCUAAAAUUUGUCUUUGAUGGGUAUACCCAUCAUUAUAAUGUCUGAGGUGGUUGGAGAAACAAGUAAAUUGGAGUUGGAGAGAAUGAAAUUACCGGUAAUAGUUCAUUAAGUAUUCCUUCCUGUCCAGCAAAUUGCAGUUCAAUGGCUAUUAUCUGAAAACGAGUAAUAGUCAAAAGAGUAUGUGCGCAUGUCACAACAACAACAACUUACAACAGUUUACUCAUUUUGAUAAAAAUUUACAAUAAUUAUUAUAUAACAUAAUUAUUAUAUUACCCACAGCCACCAGAGCUAUUCUCUGUGGACAACAAUUCAAUCAUUAUUUGCAAUAAUUUUAUUACACAAAGUUCAAAAGCCAGGAAAGAAAUUAUUAGAGAAAGUGAAUAAUGAGAAAGCAAAACUGGAUCCGGUAUAGAAAUAGUAAAAAAGUAGGAAGAAUAUAAAAGAAAAAUUAGCUAGAAUAAGAAAGUGAGGGGAGCUUAAAAAGACGUGUCCAUCUUGCUCAACUCCCCUCUGACCAUCAAAUAGAAACAGUCCCUGAAGAGCUGCUUUGGUUUGUUUUUGCCCAUUUUUGCAGAGAACAGAUUAAAGAGAAAGGGAAAAAGGAUCUUAAAAAGGAGAUGGAACUGCAGAAAAAGAAAGAGAGAGAAGAACUGAAAAGAAAAAAGGAGGAAGAGAAAAGAAGAGAAAAAGAGGAAAAAGAAGAGAAGAAGAGAAGAGAAGAAGAAAAAAAGAAAAGAGAACGGGAUGAUAGGGAGCUUCGGAAGAAACACAAGGUGUGUUUUUUAAGUUGAUCAGUUUGUUGUUUGUUGAAUAUCAUAACCCUGUUCGUCUUAUAUUGUUAGCCAACAGUUACCAUUAUAGUAUUUGAAUGUGAAAAAGGCGAAGUCUGUGUUUGAGCCAUUUAAAAGUGGCCAAUCAGGCCAAGGCUUUUGCCAGUUUCCAUGGCAUGUAGAAUUUAGGAAUUUCUACUCGCCCCUGGGUGGGAUGCUAGACCAUCACGGUAAUAAUUAUAUUACCCCCCCCCCCCUUACCUCAGGCAUUUAAUUUACUAGAACCCAUUUGUACACCAGGGUUGAUUGACGCACUGUUAUGAUAAUAAUCUUGUAAAACGUUUUGCCCAAGAACACAAACAAUGAACUGACCAGGGCUUUACUGUGAAACCUUUCAAUACACUAACUAGCAUCUACUUGAUUUUCUAAGCCUUUCUAUUUAUUGACUGGAAAUCGCCUCAGUAGUUAACUUCCUAUCUUUUUACAUUUCCAGUUGAAACCAGGAAGUGAAGAAAGUCAUGGCGUUGGAGAAUUGAAAAGCAAUUUCCCUGGUGAAGGGAAAUUUGAACUGUCAGCAAAGCAAGGCGAGACUUUGGUUGUUGUUUGUGAAAAAGGAUGUCCUUCGGGAAAAUGGCUGGUCAAGAACACAGAAGGACAUUGUAUGUAUCAUACUUUUGUUUGAUUGCACACUUGUUUCUUGUUACUGUUCAGUACCUGUAGUAACCAUAUACAUGACAUUUCUCAUUUUCCCUGCCCCAUUCUUUAAACCUCAAAACAGUAUAAUUAUUUUCUUCAUGUGCAGUUGGUGUUCAUUACACAAAGGCAUCAAUCCUUAAUCAUCAGUUAAACCUAAAACUUAUCAUUAUCAUCAUCGUAAUCAUCAUCAUCAUUGUUUUUUCUUUGGAAAAGAGAUUACUGAGAGGAAACUUUUUUCUUAUAAUUUAACUUCUCAUAAGAAUAAUAUUAACUUUUGUUUGUUUGCUUUUCUAGUGGGAUACGUACCAACAGAGCUUAUUCAACUCAAAGUAAGUUUUAGAUUGUUACUGCAUACUUUAGCUACAUGUACAUUUUAAAUAAUAAGAAGUGAUGAAAAAAUCUAAAGACAUCUUAAUCAAUUUUGUCUUUUUCCACCCUUGAACAAAAGACAACAAAAAUGCUGAAUGCGACAACUCCUUGCAUCAGAAAUCAGCAAUUUUUGAGCAAAAUGAAACAAGUCACUUAAGUUCUCAUAAUGUAAGGGCCUGUUUACAAGUAGAGGGGGUUACCCUUGUGCUAGGGUUACCCUAGCAAGCGGGUUAAAGUUAGCUCUGGUUUACAAACAAAUUUCACAGGUUGGGUUACCCUAUCACCUGGGUCAACUUUACCAGCUUUGCUGACGUGUUUCAUCAUGCAUGACAUUCUUUGUAAUGGUCCCAGAUUUGAAAUAAUCUUGAAGUUCUCUAUGGAAAACACGUUAAAUUCAUGAAUAAAAGAGAAAAUAUUAUCAUCGUAGACAGAAAAUAACAUCUUUUUUUUCAGAUAUUUAUAAUUAUUAAGCUUUUUUGUUUUGUUCGUUGGUUAAUUCCGUUCAAAUUGGCACGAUUACUGGUCAUGCAUGACAGCAGAAAGUUGACCCUGGUGGGCAAGUUAUCCCUAGCAGAGCCUUUACAAGGCAGGUAGGAUAACCCCCUUGUUAGGUUAACCCUAGCACUAAGGUAGGGUUACCCUAGUGCGUGCUAGGGUAACCCUACCUGCCUUGUAAGCACGUUGUGUGAAAAAAAAAAAAGAAAUAUGCGAGGGCUAGGGUAACCCUCUUGCUAGGGUAACCCUAGCACCAGGGUUACCCCCCUCCUUGGGAAUAGGGCCUAACAUGCCCAACUUUGUUGCAAAGUAGCUUAUAUUGAGAUUAUAUGAUUUUGAUUAAAUUUCAGAUUGACAGUGAAGGCAACAGGCUCAGGUAAAGUAGCUUUUUAAUUAUUAUUACUCUACAGCAAAGGUCAGUUUCCACAUCAUUGUAAAACAAGUCUACAACUAGUACACUUAAAUAAUCUAGAUUCCUUUUCCUGCCAGAAACAAAAAUGAUCACCAGCUGAUCAACCAUUUCAUUUGCUUUACAUACAUAAUAUUGAAAGAACAAUUUGAACAAUAUUAUUUUAUUGUAUUAAAUUAGAUGAUAAAAAUUCUGUAACAACUAACAUUUUAAUAGUUUGAUGUCUCAUAACACGAAUGUCGAUUCUCACCAUAGUACCUACAGUAUUUAAAAAUGAUGACACAAGUCAGUGGCGGAACCAGGGAAGAGGUCCGGGCCUUUAUUUUUAGACCAAACUGAGGCUCGAAGGGCCGAAAAAUUUUUUUUCCAAGACUGCCCCCCUCCCCCACCAUCUAAGGGUCUGGAUGACCGCCCCCUCCCUCCCCACCCUUAUCUCAAGGUCUGGCUCCCCCCCUGCAAGUGUAUUGAAAUGUAAGGUAAACAUGUUACUAAUUUUUCUAUUUAAAUUUCAGUGCAAUUAUAACUGAAGACUUUUAUGAAGAUGUGGACAAAUAUCAGAGUAAAGAUCAAAUUGAAGAAGGUAUACAAGUUUGCCAUUAAGUUUAACAGACUUUUUGUUCUUGUUCACUUUGGGUAGGGGAACACUCCUGAGUAUUUCUCUGACGAGGGAAGAAGAAUCUGCAAUGAAGAAUCUUUGCGUCUCGCUAUGGUGACAAAUGAACACAUAUUUAUCAAUUAUUUCAAAAAAUCUAAGUUUCAGUGUUUGUACAAUAAGUACUUUCCUUCCCAUGCACUGCACUCUUAGCCUGCGAACACAGGCGUAUUCCAGUCAUCACUUCUCUCGACCCAUUAUUUUUCAGGUGGAGAGAAGCGACGACCUGGAAGACGUCUAUGUUCACAGGCUGCUGCAUUCUAAGUUUCUUUAGAAAGUAAUACCCGUCACUUUUACAUGUAUCUGGGAAACUGCCCACCUACCCCUCCCCUAAGUAAACAUUAACACUUACUUCUCACUUAGGGCAAAAUGGUGGGUUAGGGGAGGGGUAGGUGGGCAGUUCCCCUGAGACCUAAAUUGAUCCGGAAUUCCCUCAUUCCCUUGCAGUUGUCUUUGCUUUCCGCUAAUCCACGAGAGCCAUCCCCUCUCGCUCUGGAGGGCCCAAACGGAGAUCAUGCUUUAAAGUCAUUGUCAAUUGACUAGGAGUUUUUUUGUUCCUUUCAUUUCAGAGGGUUAUGACCAAGAAGUAUAUGAUGAUAUUGCUGGACAAGGUAAUAAAAAUUACUCCUUAAAGUGUCGUAGUUAACUUCAUGAUUUUCUUUUCACGGUACAUGAUACUGGACAUUAUCACAUUAAUUUUCCAAGGGCAGGGAGUGAUAGGUCACAAGUUCUUCGAUUUUUAGAUAUAGCUUUUCCACUGGUAAACACCUCUUUUUGUGUAAAAAGUAGCUCAUCUUUAGCCUAAAAUAAGAGUAUAAGACAUAGUAUGAAAGAUAAUGAUCAAUGAAAAUGAGCUGUAUUGAUCAUUGAUAUUUAAAUUAUCCCUAUUUGCAGUAUAUGCAUGAGAAAUAUCUUAAAACGAACGGGUAAUGAGUUGUUAGUUCAUAGUAAAAGACUGUGGUGGAGAAGGUUGCCAUACAUAGGUUGGUGAUCUCUGAUUUCAGGAGUUGAUUUGCAGUGUAAUUUUUAUUUCAGAGCCUAUUGAUGAGGAUUUUUAUGAAGAACUACCAGCUAACUAGUAGAAACGUUAGUACUCUAUAUACCCUCCCCUCUCUACCGUAUAUUUUUCCAUAAGGGUACUCUACAGAGAAUUCCUUACAUCCGUGAGUAAUACUUACUUGUGGCAUUUCACAGAUUGUAAGGCGAAUGAUAAUUGAUUGUUUGCCCCGCAAUAAAAAGACACUUUUUCAAGUAUCAUAUACAUUAUAUACUGGAAUCUCCAUAAAGAAGCAAUAACUAUAGCACACCUGCAUUGCUAGAGGCAGAGGGUAAGAACUGUAGCCGUACCUUUCGCAACUUGCUCAUGCAUCACUUAUGACGGUUUCAAUACUACCAGAAAGCUUGCUGUCGGGUUACACAUGUAUCACUCAGGGCUUCCUUAUUUAAAAGGAGUAAAAGAGGCCCAGACAAAACAGUGGCGACUAUACUUCGUGUGUCGGAGAUGACGUAAUUGCGAUCUACCAAUGAGUCUAAAAGCUCUCUUUCAUCGUUGUAAAUGCAUCAGAAAAUGUGCGGUCAAACUUUAUUAAUGUGGACAUCAAAGGGCCCAGAGCCACUAUUGGUUUGACUAUAGUGCCAUUCAAAGUACUUAUAGUGUGUUUUUUAAUUUUUAAUUUUUAAUUUUUAUUUUUUACUUUUUACAACUGAACAAUGCCUAAUGCUUGUGUGUAACAAGGAAGUAAUCAGCAGUGAGUGCCAAGUAAUAUCGUCAAACGUUUGUGACAUACCUUGUUUUUAUUCCUUUUUGGCUGGGUGGUGGAGUAAGAAGCAAUGCAGUAAGGGGUUGUUCCCAGGUAGACCAAAUAUAAAAUAUAUGUUUUUUAACUAACAUUACUAUAUUCUCUUUAUUUUCUUAUGGUUGAAGAAAUUAUGUUGGGACCAGGUUGGUCUAUAAUUUGAUAUUAGGUAGAGGCAAACUGCCAACAUUAGAUUGUUCACAGCCCAAUGUUUUGCUAGUGACAGUGUUUCUACUCGAUAAAGUGGACUCUUGUUUCAAUGGGGAGACCGAGGAAGGGGGACUUGUCCACUCUCUUACCCUCCACCUUGAGCUCGCUAAUUGGUGCAUUCCUUACUGUGUGUGUUGAAAAAACAGAGGCUGUAAACAAUCUAAACUAGUGUAAGAUUAGAGAAUUUAUCUGCUCUCAAUAUAAUAAUAUAGUACGUGUAAUAAGUGACGGACCACAAGAAGAGUUAUGGUUCGCAGCCUAUUUUCUUUUGGAGAUUCAAUUUGUAACUGUUUUUCUUCUUUGUCAGUUUUGUGGAUAUGUUUAACAAAUGGCCCUUUUCUUUUUCUUUCUUUUUCAUCCACCUCCCUCCUGAACAUUUCUAAUGGUUCGUACAAUUUGUCAUAUAUGAUCCACAGGGUCGUGAUCUGAUAUUUGUUACAUAUAUGUAUUUCUAUAUUGAAAUAAGGGGAAACACGCGAUGGCGCGAAAGAUUCUCUCAUGCGCGUUUUCUCGCGAGAGAGACGGGUAACCUCGUCUCGUAUGUUUCGCGACCAAAAUUUUAAAAAUCCCUAAGGGUUGCUUAGCGAUAAUAUAUAUAUAUAUAUUUUUUUGAAAUUGAAAGAGUUGGACGUUUAGAGCCUUUACCAAAGUUGUGUAGAAUAUAUUGAAAUAAACUUAAACAUCGUAACGCUAUAGAUGCUUGCAGAAGUAGUGUAUUUUUGUAUAGUAUUCAAAAUUAUAUAUUUUUGUAUUACCUUUUUGAAGUAUUUUUAAUUAUCUAACAAAUCGUAGUUUCAUAAUAAAAUGUAAAAGCGGGAAGAUAUCUGAAUGACGAAAUAAAUUCAGUUGCCCAACAUUGAA
Porites evermanni is the source of this 11711-nucleotide messenger RNA. The record is from the annotation of a GenBank genome assembly. NCBI's taxonomy places the organism in Eukaryota, Metazoa, Cnidaria, Anthozoa, Scleractinia, Poritidae.